Molecule: messenger RNA, 2319 nt
Organism: Rhodotorula graminis WP1
Lineage: Eukaryota; Fungi; Basidiomycota; Microbotryomycetes; Sporidiobolales; Sporidiobolaceae
Exons: 10
Coding region: 1-2256 (751 amino acids)
Biological process (GO): proteolysis
Cellular component (GO): cytosol
Molecular function (GO): oligopeptidase activity; serine-type endopeptidase activity
Source: RefSeq, a predicted model, not a curated record
AUGACCGCCACCCCCUGGGACCCAAAGUCGACGCCGUACCCGCACACUCGCCGUGCCGACACUGUCGAAACGUUCAAGAGCGCAACCCGCGGCGACGUCGCCGUUCCCGACCCGUACUCGUGGUUGCACCAGCCCGACUCUGCCGAGACGACCGCCUGGGUCCAACAGCAGACCGAGUUCACCAACCAGUACCUCGAACAGUUCAAGGACGCCAAGCGCUUCAAAGAAGAGCUCACCAAGAACUGGGACUACCCGCGCUUCUCGUGCCCGGCGCUCAAGGGCGACGGCAACUACUACUUCACGUAUAACAGCGGCCUCCAACCGCAACCCUCGAUCUACCGCUUCCCCAAGGGCCAGGAGCUCACGCCUCCCAAGGCGGGCGAGGUCGGCGGCGAGCUCUUCUUCGACCCCAACCUCCUGUCGACCGACGGCUCGGUGUCGCGUGCGACGAGCGCCUUUUCCGAGGACGGCAAGUACUUUGCCUACGCCCUCUCGCGAUCUGGCUCGGACUGGAACACGAUCUACGUCCGACCGACCUCUGCGCCGCACGACCCGUCGCAGCAAAUCGGCGCCGACGCGGGCCGGCUCGAGCCCGACGUCCUGCGCUUUGUCAAGUUCAGCGGGAUCGGGUGGUCGCGCGACUCGCUCGGCUUCUUCUACCAGCGCUUCCCCGAGCGGGCAGGGCACGGCAAGGACACGGACGACAAGGCCGGCACCGAGACGGACAAGGACGUCGACGCCGCCGUGUACUACCACCGCGUCGGGACGAGCCAGAGCGACGACGUGCUCGUGUACAAGGACGACAAGAACCGCGAGUGGAUGUUUAGCGCCGACAUGACCGAGGACGGCCGCUACAUCGUCCUGACCCAGUCGCGCGACACGGCGCGCUCCAACCUCCUGUGGAUCGCCGACCUCGAGGCGCCCGAGAACAAGGGCCGCGACCUCGGCAACGGCCUCGAGUGGACCAAAGUCGUUGACGAGUGGGGCAGCUCGUGGUCGGACGUCGCCAACGAUGGGUCCAACUACUUCUACACCAACGCGCACGACUCGCCCAACUACAAGGUCGUGACGUACGACCUCGCGCACCCCUCGCAGGGCUUCACCGACCUCGUCGCGCACGACCCCACCUCGCCGCUCACGUCGCUCCACAUCGGCUGCGACGACCAGCUCGUGCUCCUGUACUCGGUCGACGUCAAGGACGAGCUGUACCUGCACGAGCUCGCGACGGGCAAGCGCGUGAGGCGCCUCGCCGAGAACCUCCUCGGCUCGGUCGACCAGAUUGCUGGGCGCCGCAAGGACAAGGACAUGUGGUUCAGCAUGACGUCGUUCACGAGCCCGGGCACCGUGUACCGGUACGACCUGUCGCGCAAGGGCAAGGGCGCCGAGGGCGCGACCGAGGUGGUGUACCGCGAGGCCAAGGUCGAGGGCAUCAAGCCGGACGACUUUGUCAGCGAGCAGGUCUUUUACGAGUCCAAGGACGGGACGCGCGUGCCCAUGUUUGUCACGAGGCCCAAGGACGUCGAGCGUAACGGCAAAGCCCCCUGUUUGGCGUACGGCUAUGGCGGGUUUUCAGCCAGCAUGACGCCGUUCUUCUCGCCGGCCCUCCUCACCUGGAUCAAGCACUACAAGGGCGUCCUCGCCGUCGCCAACAUCCGCGGUGGCGCCGAGUACGGCGAGAACUGGCACCUUGCGGGCACCAAAGAGCGCAAGCAGAACGUGUUUGACGACUUUCAGUGGGCGGCCAAGUACCUCGUGUCGGAGGGGUUCGCCGCCAAGGGCAAGGUCGCCAUCAGCGGCGGGUCGAACGGCGGCCUGCUCGUCGGCGCGUGCGUCAACCAGGCGCCAGAGCUGUUUGGCGCCGCCAUCGCCGACGUCGGCGUGCUCGACAUGCUCCGGUUCGACCGCUUCACGAUCGGGAGUUACUGGACGAGUGACUACGGCGUCCCGAGCGACCCCGAGGCGUUCGACUACCUGUACGCCUACUCGCCGCUGCACAACGUCGACCCGCGCAAGGCGCCGUACCCGCCGACGAUGCUCCUCACGGCCGACCACGACGACCGCGUCGUCCCGCUGCACUCGUUCAAGCACGCCGCCGAGCUCCAGUACCAGUUGCCCGACAACCCCAACCCGCUGUUGAUCCGGAUCGACACCAAGAGCGGACACGGCGCGGGCAAGAGCACCGAGAAGAAGAUCGAGGAGGCGGUCGCCAAGUAUGGGUUUGUCAGCCAGGCGAUGGGCCUCGAGUGGCACGACUAGAGCAGCAGCGGCGGCGGCGGCGAGGGAGGGGCCGGUGCAACGACUUGCGGUCGAGCCUUGUCG